This is a messenger RNA of Manduca sexta (tobacco hornworm), 1571 nucleotides long. RefSeq names its product golgin subfamily A member 5-like. Gene Ontology annotation, biological process: Golgi organization. Lineage: Eukaryota; Metazoa; Arthropoda; Insecta; Lepidoptera; Sphingidae. The coding region runs from base 745 to 1503 and encodes 252 amino acids. The record is from RefSeq and is a predicted model, not a curated record. The transcript has 8 exons.
UCCAUUAAGAAACAAUGAUAAUGCAAGGAGUGGAUCGCCAAAGCCAAAAAAAUUGUCAAAGAAAUCAAGUCCAUUAUAUACUUUGAAUAAUUGCCCAAAAACAAUGGUUGGUGAUAUGAAAGAUGAGUUUGGUAUGCAUUAUGGUUUAAGGCAAAGAAGAUCCAGUUUACCAACUGAUCUGGACAUGGUAAAUAAUGACGAAUGGGUAUACAAGAUACAAAAUUUGGAAAUUGAAAAUGUGAUGUUGAGAAAUGAACUCAAUGUACUCAAUCAAGAAGUUACAGAAUUGCUCAGCAGAUUGCGCAAAACUGAGGAUGGUAAUGAUGUAGACCAUGUAGUUAGUAGAGAAACAGAAUUGAACAACGCACAAAAUAAAUUAGAAACUUCAAGCAUCCAGAAUGGCAGUAUUAAUGCGGAGAAUGAAACUUUAAAUUCUCAGUUGCAACAAUUAAAGCAAAAAAUAUAUGAUCUCACAAAUGUUGAGAUGAGCAAGUAUAAAGAGCAGAAUCAAAGCUUAGAAACUGAAAUUUGUUUGUUGAAAGACAAGAAUAAAGAGUUAGAAGAAAAAUUAGAAGAAGCAAUCACCAAGGCAAAGGACAAUGAAGCAGCAAAAUUAAAGCUAGAAACAGAAUUACGCCACGGCCAGUCGACUAUAAAUGAACUCCAGAAUAAUCUAGAAAAAGCAAAACUGAAUGUGUGCGGUUGGAAAAAGAAUGGGAAACUUAUAAAUUGAGAGUAAAGAGUAUGUUGCACACUAAAGAUAAUGAAAUAAAGGCACUGCAGGAUGGAUUGAACCUUAAUGAGGACACAAAUGUAUUGAUGGAGCAACUGGAGGCUUUAAAAGAAGAGCGCGACAUGUUAUCCGAAGCGACGUCGCGCGUGCGCACCGAAUGUGACGAGAUGAAAUCCUACGUGUCGCAGUUGGAGGCGCGCCACAGCUCCGCCGAGCGCGUGGUGGCGGCGCUGAGGGACGCGCUGCGGGACGAGCGCGGCGCUCGCAACCGCGUCGAGGCGCAGUGCUCGGCCUUGAAUAAGGAAUUAAAAAACCUACAAAUGGAAACAGGACAGACUAUAGCGAGCCUUCGUACAGCCUUACGCGACAAGGACAGCGAGCUAAGUCACUUCAGAGAGUCUUCCACGUCGGUCCGCAGUACUGACACCAGCGCGCUCAACGUGGCCGACUAUGACGUCACGCGUGACGUAGACACGGAGAAAAUACAUGUACUGACGCAGACAUUGGUCCAAAAGCAGGGGAAGAUUGACUCGUUAUUGGCCGAUAAUAAUAUAUUGAGGAUACAGUUGGAAAAGUUAGAGACAAAAUAUAAAUCUGAAGUAGUAGCGUUACGCUCGAACGCUCACAGCGUGAUACAUUUGCAAGAUACGGAUUGUAGGGUCCGCCCCCGCAGCCACGUUCCGGAUUCGGCCCUGUCCGCCCUGUCGAUGAGGAUAGGCGUUAUGAUAAAACGAUAUCCUAUAUUCAGGCUUUUAUAUUUAUUUACAUGAUGGGUUUACAUUUUGGGUGCUCACCGUUUUGCUGUCAAGUACUCCAGAAGACCACGCCACGAGACCCA